ACGCUCAGUUUUCGACAAACGCUCAACGGAAACGGUUAUAAUUAUACUUCUGGACGACACUUUCGAUUGUCAAAGUGCCGAGAAACCAUUAAGAAAAACGAACGAAAUAAACUUACAAAACAAUAACUUUUGCCACAUCCGACACAACCAAAACAAUGUGGCCCUAAAGAUGGACAGUAAUUACUGGAAGCCAGCACUCAAGAUAUACGGACUGAUCCUCCUGCUGCUGUUCGCAUGGGCCCAGGCACAGACUGAGCUGCCGAGUGGAUCCACCUCCGAUGAUCAGGAGUUGGCUGAGAAGGUGGAAAUCCAAGUGGCCUCGACGGCCUACACGCUCGCCUUCAGCAUCGCUGUUGGGGACACGGACUAUGCCAUCGAGGGCAUCACCUGCCGCAAUGGCAGCGGCAAGGAGAGCAAGGCAAAUGAGGCCAAUGUGUGCGAGAGCCUCGAUCCCUGCACCUUCUACACGUGCGUCGUGUCGCUGCGGCCCAUCGAUGCCAAGCCGCCGACGCCUGACCAAACGAUCUACGCCUACACCGAGUACAAGGAGCCUAGAACACAGAUGACCGAGGUGCUGGCCACCGCAAAUACCAUCAAAGUCUCAUGGGAGACGAACGAUCGCUCGUGUGUCCAGUCCUUUGAGAUCACGGCCAAGGCUGCGGAGUUCUCCUACACGACGCAGCAGCUGAGCGAGAAGAGCACCUACACCUUCAUGGACGUGCACGCCUGCCUCACCCACACCCUGACCCUGCUAACGCGUAACAAUGCCAGUCACGUGGUGGAUAUGGACACGGACAAAGUGGAGACACUCUACUCGGAGCCAGGCGAUCUUUCCAUGAACAUCACGAACAUGGCCAAUGGCAUAACGGUCGUCACUUGGGCCGAUCCCACGGAGAAGCAUUGCAUCGCCUAUUACAUUUUCAAGUGGAAACGAAACGACUGUGAGCAGGAGGAGGAGGAGCAGCAGACGACCACGGAUCUGCCUAUGACUCUCAAUACGGACUAUGACAUGGAGACAACCGAACCGGAAACACCCGAUCCAGAAGUGCCUCCCGAGAGUGAGGAUAGAGUUGAGUGCGAGUGGAGCGACAAUUCGGUGGAUUCCAAGCUGAGGGAGUAUCUGCUGACGGAUCUGCAGGGCUGCGAGCAGCACACCUUCGAGAUCUACAUCAACGCGAACGAAACGGCCAAAGCCUCACAGCAGUUUACAUCCGCCGAGAAGAUGGCCAGCGCUGUCUUUGAGCCCGUUCACAGCAUGAACUCCACGGAGCUGCGCUGGAUGUGGUCCGAGCCGCAGGAUCAUCCCAAGUGUGUGGCCAACUACAGUGUGCAGCUGACGGGACCCAUGCAGCGCCUCAACGAAACCCUCGAAGUGGUCACCACAGACAAGAUGGCAGUCUUCGCAAACCUCGAUCCUUGUGGCAUCUAUCGCGUGAAAAUUGUGCCGAUGAUGCUGAACGGAAGCUCAGGGGCCAAGUACCUGGCGGAGACGACUGUCAGCGAAGAUCAGCCCUCGCAGAUCCUGGAACUCGUCGUGCUGCCCGGCUCCUACUCCCUGGAGUUAAGCUGGCUCACACCCGCAUACGCGGACUUGUGUAUCGAUGGAUAUCGCAUCUCCGGCUGGAUGGAGGACAACAAAGAGGUGCUCAGUGCCACCACCAAGAACACAUCUGUGACGUUUAGUGAUGGGCUGUUGGCCUGCCAGGCGUACACCAUACAGAUUAUACCCUACACGAGGGAGAACCUCGAUGGCGCUCUGCUCCAGAAGGAUGUGGAGACAACGGCGGCCGUUGUGAACUCUGACAAGAUCACUCUGCAAAUGGCCACCAAUGGAGCUGCUUCGCAUAGCCUCACGUUGAUUGCCAACAAUCAGGACUACAACAACACCUGCCAGACGAUCUUCGCCUUCUUCAACUGCAGCACCACGGCCAAGGUGCGCUACACCUAUGCGGAGCGUUACGUCGAGGGUUACACAAGGACAGGCUUCCAGGCAGAAAUCAGUCCGCUGUCCCCGAACACCGCCUACUUUUGCGACGUGAUGCUGUACAAUGUGGCAGGAUCCUCGAAAGUGCGACGUACCCUGGAGAACACGCACACGCAGAACUACUUUCCCGAACGGCCCGAGAAUGUUAGCAUCGAUGAGAGCCGUGUGCAGAGUCUGAUGUUCACGUGGAAGGCGCCCACCUAUCUGAAUGGAGCCAUCAAGUACUACCAGGCCUUCCUGAUGCGUCACCAGCCCAACUACACAGUGCCCGAGGACUGCGAGGAGGUCAGCGAGAAUCCCAAGUCCGAGACAAAGGGCGAUCUGAGCGUCAACUUCACUGAACUGGCUCCGGGUGUGCGCUACAUAAUGCAAGUGGCUGCCCAGAAUGAGUUCGGGAUGGGAGAGUACACUUCUCCGAUUAUUGGAAUCACUUUGCCCGCGGUCUCUGAGCGCGUCACCCAACUGUCGGUCAAUCCCAUGGGUCCCUCGCUGGACUCCUCCGAGACGUACAACGCCAAUGCGACCAUCACCUGGAUAUUGCCCUGCAAGUCCAACGGCAACAUUGAGGCGUUCAUCCUGGACUUUACUGGAGAUCGGGCAGCACACGAGAAAGUCGAGUUCCGGCGCAUCGUCCCGCCAGACACGGCGGACCGCAAGGGACGCAUGUCCUACACGGAGACGGACAUGAAGCCGGAGUACGACUACCGAGUGAAUGUGACCGUGAAGAACGUGGAUGUGGACACGCUCAGCGACAUCGCGACGUCCCAGUGGCAGUCUCCAGCGGGUCUUCCCGCUCGUUUGGGCAGCGAUGUUGUGGGCCAAAUGCGUGUCAGUCCCAACGAGACAAGUCACCCGACGAGAUCGGCCAUCGUGCGACUGCCUGCGGAUAUCCAGAGCUCCGAAUCGGGCAACAUCACGUACAUUGCGUUGCUGCUGUCGCAGAAGAACUGCGCGGGAACGCCAGAGCUGGGCUCCGCCCUGGUCAACGCUGCUUCGGCAUGGCCCGAUGUGCAGUCCUAUGAGACGGCAGGCGGAGACGGCACGGCGGAGUGCAUCUAUCAGUACCAGACGACCGAGGAGCGCUGGAACCCGCACACGGUCAGCAGGGAGCGGGGCGCCGGCGAGGAAAUUGUCUUCACCAUCGGCGAGGACAAGUGUCCGAACGGCAAGAGGUACUGCAAUGGGCCACUGCUGGCGGACACGCAGUACCACAUGGUGGUGCGACUCUUCACCAAGUCGGGCUACCGCGACGCUGCGCUGCUGGAGUUCCGCACGGAUGCGGCCAUCAAGGUGACACUGAUCCUGAUCAGCGUCUGCUCCUGCCUGCUGCUGGCCUUUGUCCUGGGACUCGCUGUGCUGUGGGUGCGCAAGCGUCUAGCCUGGCAUCGCGACUCUGGCCAGGGCAUUGAGGAUCCCUUUGGCAAUGUGACAGCCAAGAACUUUGCCAUUUUCUACGCCGAAGUGGCCAAGCCGGAGAAGCUGGCCCGCGAGUUCAAGGAGAUCACCGUCGUGGCGCUGGAGCUGAGCUACUCGGCCUCCGAGCUGGGCUGCCACAAGAAUCGCUAUGCGGAUAUUUAUCCAUACGACAAGAAUCGCGUUAUUCUGGACAUAGAUGCCGAGGGAUCGGACUAUAUCAAUGCCUCAUUCAUAGAUGGACACACACGCAAGAAGGAAUACAUUGCCACACAGGGACCCAAGCCGGAGAGCCUCAUGGACUUCUGGCGCAUGAUUUUGCAGUACAAUGUGCGGGUGAUUGUUCAGGUGACCCAAUUCCGGGAGGGUAAUACGAUCAAGUGCCACGAAUACUUCCCGUACAACCUGCGCGGACUGACGGUGAGCGUCAAGUCCAAGGAGAACUUUGAGCUCUACGAUCGAACGGAGCUGACGGUGGUGCACGACAAGUACGGCCUGAAGGAGAAGGUUGUGCACUUUUACUUCAAGAAGUGGCCCGACCACGGCUGUCCCGAGGAUCCCAUGCACCUGAUUGCCUUCGUGAAGAAGGUCAAGUCGGAGCGGCGUCCCAGCUACUCACCCAUCGUCGUGCACUGCAGUGCGGGCGUCGGCCGGACAGGCACCUUUAUUGGCCUGGACUUGAUCAUGCAGCGCCUGAAGAGCGAGUCUAAAAUCAACAUCUUUGAGACGGUCAAGAAGCUGCGCUUUCAGCGCAUGAAAAUGGUGCAGACGCAGCAGCAGUACACAUUCCUCUAUGCCUGCACCUACGAGCUGGUGAAGCACAAGAUUCCGCGUGCCGCACUCAAGCUGGAGGGACGCCCGAAGUCGGCGGCGACUACCAAAAAGGUGAGCUUCCCCGAAGUGGCUGUUGGCAAUGUGGUUGGCUCGGCGCCUAGCACCGAUCCGGAGAGCGGAGUGCCCACCCUGCAGCUACCGGCGCGAUUCUCUGGCCUUCAAAGGGGCAGGGAGCAGCAGCCCUUUGGGAAAGACGACAUCAGCAGCAGCAGCAGCAUCAUGUGACCUGAAAGUGAUCGUCGCUUGUGUAUUUAUUGUAAUUGUAUUAAACGAGUGUAACUUA
Molecule: messenger RNA, 4514 nt
Organism: Drosophila guanche
Lineage: Eukaryota; Metazoa; Arthropoda; Insecta; Diptera; Drosophilidae
Gene: Ptp52F
Product: receptor-type tyrosine-protein phosphatase eta
Exons: 17
Coding region: 170-4456 (1428 amino acids)
Biological process (GO): protein dephosphorylation
Molecular function (GO): protein binding; protein tyrosine phosphatase activity
Source: RefSeq, a predicted model, not a curated record